AUGUUGUCCUCCAGGUCCUACUUGGACCUGUCACACGAGCGACCUCACACGCAGAAAGACAAGAAACUUAGCCCCGAACCCCAUCAGUCGGAGCGUCCGAGAACUCCAAAGCACCUGCCUUCUCGAGCACCGAAUACCCCCGAUCAGGUCUCGGGGAUAUUCGACAACAGCUCGGCAGCUCCGGAUCGUCCCGCCCGGAAAAGAGGCAGGCCGAAAUUGGAAACUAUCAAAGAUGCCGCAGCCAUCGAGGAACGUCGCCUUCAGAUUCGACGCGCGCAACGCACGUAUAGAAACAAGAAAGAAGCUACCAUCCAGGCACUCAGAUCUCGCGUAAACUCGCUGGAGCAAACGCUAGCCAAUGUAUCCGAUCUCCUCGCGCACGAUGCCGGCAGUGGAGCGCCCCCAAGCGCCGACUAUCUGGCACGCACACGAGAACUUAUUCUUGCAGAGUUAGGCAGAGCCACUCCUACCGACCAUGACGCUCCAAUCCAGAAUGCCGACCAGAGAGAUAUCUUCGGCUAUCAUGUCUCACAUGCCUCAGGCACUGAGCCUCAGAACAAUACUCGUACUAUCUCACGUAUCCGUCCCAGAUCUCCAUCUCCACUGAUCAACCGUAUCCUCCCCACAGCCACAAUCUACACAUACAGUCAUCAAGAAUCCAACCUCUCCCGCCGUCUCCAAAGGUUCUGCCUGGAGCAUACCUACCGCUGGCUGACGGACCCAAAUACUCCACCAGCGCAACUCAGUCGCGUCUUCGGAUUGGUCCCCUGCAUCCAUGACAUGCCGGGCAUCAGACGGCAUUUCCGACGCACUUUGCAAUCGGAAAUAGGGAGCAAUUUGGAAUACGUCAAGAUGCCGUACUACACCCUUGGCGGUGCAGGUACACAUUUUCCCCAACUGCGGGACGGCCGGCCCGUCUUCCCAGAGAACACACGGAGACCGGGCAGAAUCUUAAGGCGGAUGGAGAGGAUCCUGGAGCGCGGUGGGAUUCGAGACUGGGAUGAGGAUUGGAGUGGGGAUUCAUAUCCUGUGGGGCUGGGGCUGGGGACGGGGGACGAGGAGAGGAUUCGCUCGUUGGAUCUUGAUGGUGAGUGGUUCGAUUGUCAUGAUGUGCAGGGGUACUUGGAACACCGGGGCGUUGCGCUUGAUGGAGCGCUUAGAUUGGGGGUCCCGGAGGCGUUGGUUGGUGCUUUGUAUGGGGUUUCGCCUAUGUCGAGUGUUUCUAGCCUCUAUGCUUCGCCGGGUGUGUUUCUCGAUCAAGUGGACCCAAGAGAGGCUUAUACUUUGGACGUGGAGUGUUUCUUUGAUCGUGGGUCUUUUCCCCUUCGCUUGCUCAUGUUCACCGCAUUAACAUUAACAGUGCUACUCCCCAACCUCCGCAUCCUUGGUCGCGCCCCAGGCUUCCGGACAGCUGAUGUCGAUGCUGCACUACGAGGCGCUAUCUCUCGUCGGUCAUUUGCAUAG
Molecule: messenger RNA, 1464 nt
Organism: Penicillium salamii
Lineage: Eukaryota; Fungi; Ascomycota; Eurotiomycetes; Eurotiales; Aspergillaceae
Source: the annotation of a GenBank genome assembly